AUGGACAAGAACGGUCGCUUGAUGAUAGGAGCUCCACCAGAUAGUAUUGCUACUCCUCAAGAGAGCGGAUGGAUGAACGGUGAGGUGUUCUUCCAAUGGUUGCAACAUUUUAAACAACAUGUUCAGCCAACAGAAACAAAUCCUGUCCUCUUAAUUUUGGAUGGCCACGCUAGUCAUAAGGAGCUGGCAGUUAUAAAAUAUGCACGAAAUCAUCACAUUCAUAUGCUGAGCACACCACCUCAUACAACUCAUAAAUUACAGCCGAUGGACAGGACAUUUUUUAAACCUUUUAAGUCUGCAUUUGCAACUGCAAGUUCAGCAUGGAUGAGGCGAAAUCCUGCAGCUAGAAUCACUGACUAUGAUAUUGCUGCACUUGUGGACGAAGCCUUUAGCAGAGCAGCAUGGUUGGAUAUAGCACAAAACGGAUUCAAGUGCACAGGAAUUUAUCCAUUUAACCCUGAAAUCUUUACUGACAUUGAUUUUUUACCAUCAAUGAUGACAGAUGUGAUGCAAGAAGUUUCUUCCAAAGAAAAUAUGGCUAAUCAGUUCUCAGUAGCACAUUCUUCGCCAGUGCCCUCCACUAGUCAUGCAUUACCUGCAAAUGAACCGGAGUCUUCAACCAGCUCAACAGAUAUAUUGAAACAGCUAUCACCAUUUCCUGACGCAUCGAAAAAACGGUCGUUAAAGCGGGCUCGAAAAACUCAAAGGAGCGAGAUUAUAACAUCAUCACCUUACAAAAAAGAUGUAGAGGAAAAACAAAAAAGUAGAGACAGAAAACCUAAAAAACAAAAAAGUAAAGGCACUAAAAAGAUGUUAAAAACAACUAAAAAUAUUCAAAGUCUUUCCAAAGAAAAUGGAGAGGAAGAGAUCGAAUGCAUCAUAUGUGGAGAAACAUUUGAAGAGGACUGGAUUCAGUGCCAGGAAUGCAAAAACUGGGCCCAUGAAGACUGUGUUUACAUAGAUUCUUCGGAUGUUUAUUUUAAUUGUGAUGUUUGUAAGGCCAAAAAACGAUUAGGCCAGUAUUGA
This is a messenger RNA of Parnassius apollo (apollo), 1026 nucleotides long. Lineage: Eukaryota; Metazoa; Arthropoda; Insecta; Lepidoptera; Papilionidae. The record is from the annotation of a GenBank genome assembly.